Plasmodium fragile is the source of this 1239-nucleotide messenger RNA. RefSeq lists its product as uncharacterized. The record is from RefSeq and is a predicted model, not a curated record. The transcript has 3 exons. Bases 1 to 1239 code for a protein of 412 amino acids. Gene Ontology annotation, molecular function: protein binding. Lineage: Eukaryota; Apicomplexa; Aconoidasida; Haemosporida; Plasmodiidae.
AUGGAUGUUUUGAGAAAGGCUCUUCCGGAUGACUGCUUAAACAAAGCGGAUUUUUUAAAAAACGAGAAGAACACAAUUGGCGAAGACUAUAACGAGAUUACAUUGAAUAAUGAGGAAGUUUUCCAUCCCACAAAUUUCGCCACCAAUGGGACAAGCGACGCAUGUAGAAAACCCCCCCUCAGCACGAAUAGCAUCCAAGUGGUAAGCAACGAUGGCGAUAGCGAUGGAGAUGCAAAUUGUGCAAACAGCGUCAUGACGAACCCCCAGCAAACGACUAUGAAGGAAAGAAGCAACCGCUACGUGAACGGAGCAGAAGCAAACGAAGGGAACAGACAAAUAAAAGGCGAAGAGGAGGGAGAAGUGCAUAUCGUGUACGCCUACGUGGUGAGUGACUCCAAAAAAACAAUCCUCUCCAACAGUGAACUCAUAUCCAUACACAUAUCCACGGAUAAGGAUAAAAACUAUACAGUAAAAAUGAACAUAAAAAAAUUGCCCUCUGUGAGGAAUGGCCAUUUUUUAUGUUUGACCAAAAAUGGGGAGAUCCUUUCCAUAGGGGGAAGUGAUGGGGAAAAAAAAUACGGACUGGUUGAAAAAUUCUGUGCAGACAAACAGACAUGGAAACAAAUAAACCUCAUGCAUUUUCCAAGAUCCAAUUUUUGUGGAGUAUGUACAGAGAAUGAUGACCUUUUCAUUUUAGGAGGGGAAGGCAAGCACCACAUUUUAAACAGUGUAGAAUACUAUGACAGCAAAAUUAAGUCGUGGAGGUCCCUCCCCCCUCUCAACUGUGUCAGACACUCUGCUAGUGCAGCCAUCUUUAAUAAUAUGAUUUUUGUGCUUGGGGGAAAAGAUGGAAUUGGGGAUUAUGGAAAGGUGCACAAAAGUAUGGAAGUGCUAAAUUUGAAGGACAAAAAAAUGAAGUGGAUUAUGGGUAAGCCUUUAAAGCAGGCGCGUCUCGGCCAUGCAACUGUGAUCUUUCAGGACAAGCUAUAUGCAAUAGGCGGAUCAACUGGCGUUAAGGACCUUAGCUCUGUCGAAAUAUAUGACUUCCAGAGGGGCGAAUGGACAGGGGGACCUAGCUUAAACUUCUCCCGUUCGAACUUUGUCGUCUUUGUUUGGAACAACCAGUUGGUGGUAUACGGCGGCGUGAGCAAACACCAGCGGGACCUUAUAAAGAGGGCCGAAAUACUAAACGAAGACGGGACACGUUGGCUGCUCAUGAAUGAAGAUGGGUCAAAAUAA